Portunus trituberculatus (swimming crab) is the source of this 2741-nucleotide messenger RNA. Its product is annotated as 8-oxo-dGDP phosphatase NUDT18-like. The record is from RefSeq and is a predicted model, not a curated record. The transcript has 8 exons. Gene Ontology annotation, molecular function: 8-oxo-GDP phosphatase activity; magnesium ion binding; 8-oxo-dGDP phosphatase activity. The coding region runs from base 93 to 1121 and encodes 342 amino acids. Lineage: Eukaryota; Metazoa; Arthropoda; Malacostraca; Decapoda; Portunidae.
GCUCUUCCCGUAACUCAGUGUUGAGGUAGACGUUGCUGUGAGGGGAGUGAGCGAGCCGGUCCUCCAGGAUUCUCAAGUUCACGCGAAUAAGGAUGGAUUCCAUAGAGGGAAACAUAAGAUUGCUCCUGCAGGGGAAGGAAGUAGAGGAGUCCCAAGAUUUCUGUGACUUCACGCUGCAAGACCAGAACGAGGUGACAGCAGCGAAAGGUGUUGCGGUGUCCACGCCGGGGGACUUCACGCCGGAGCUGCGAGAGAACGUGUGCUUCAUCGUGGCUGCCGUGCUGCUCAAUAGCGAGGGACACGUGCUCAUGAUGCAGGAGGCAAAGAGCUCCUGUGCGGGGAAGUGGUACCUGCCGGCGGGGCGCAUGGAGGCGGGGGAGACCAUCGUGGAGGCGGCGAAGAGGGAGGUGCUGGAGGAGACCGGCAUGGAGGCUGACAUCACAACACUUCUGAUGGUGGAGUCCGCUGCUGGUUCGUGGUUCAGGUUCGUCGUCACAGGCAACGUGUUAGGCGGCACUUUGAAGACACCAGCCUGUGCGGACAAGGAGUCACUGCAGGCAAAGUGGGUGGACAACCUCGGGGAGCUGAGUCUGCGGGGCAAUGACAUCUACCCUCUGAUCCACCGAGCCAAGCAAUACUGGGAGCGGCAGGAGGACGUGGAGCCGUGGCAUCCUGCACUCAUGCCCGUGGACAAGCCGCACACCAAGCUGCUCCUCAGGCUGGUCAUCGCCAUCAGGAAGAGAGUCAAUAACCGGGUAUGUGUCCUGACCAGUGACAAGACAGCCACACAUCUUCCAGUCACUGAGAUCAAUCCCGUGAGGUCUCUACACUCUACACUCAGGAAAUAUAUGACGGAAAUUUUUGGGUCCGACUUGCCACCACACCGGCCACAGGGGAUCUUGAGCACAGAACUGAAGACGAGCGAUCCAAGUGGCACUCACGAUGGGGCAUGCCUCACCCUACUGGUGCCCAUCCGCAAGGCACUGGAGGAGGUGCCACUCAUAGACAAGUACUCAUGGGUGGAGCUGCCAAAACAACUUGGAGAAGAGCUGCUCAGCCGCAUGGCCAAAAACAUGAUUGUGCCAUUGAAUGUGAUACGAGUGUCAACACUAAUCAAUUGAGUUUGGUGGUGCCAUCCGCUCCUCCCAUCACCACCUAGCCGCGGUCAGUCCCUGAGUCUGCCUGACUUCUUGUGCCUGUUAUGAUCACAUUCCAUUUGCCUCACCACUCUCAUUGCAGAUGUAUGCUCCUUGUUGGUGAAGCACUCUAGUAAUAUGCCCAUCCAUCCAUUAACUCAUAAUUCACUGGUAGGGAUAAAAUGUGUCCUUUUCCUUUCUAUCACUACCAUCUUCUGUUUACUGUCUUUUCAUUUCCAUUGACUGAAAGACUAGUGGCAGUGAAUGAGGUCGAGGUGGUGGUGGUGGUGGUGGUGCUAGUAGUGGUGGGUUGAGUGGACACCGUAGAAAGCAUGUUGGAGCAUGUCUCUACACGGAAGGUGAUUGACCAAUGAUGCACCUACACGUAGUAUGUUGAAAACAGUUUGUAACAUCUUAUAGAGCAGGCAGUCUGUGUGUGCUCAGCUCCCCAGCACUCAUUCCAUCUCCCCAGGUACUUGGAUCUGGUGUGUUGAUUAUGGAUCCUUAUGAACCUUAUUACUAAAGUGUUGUAGUUUGUGUUUGUGUUAAAUACCUGUCUUGACCCAUCUUUUUUCAAGAAACACACACACACACAAACACACACACACAAACACACACACACACACACACACACACACACACACACACACACACACACACACACACACACACACACACACACACACACACACACACACACACUGGCCUUUGCUAAUUAUGCAUCAGACUGCCCAUGUUUUUUUUUUCUAUAUUUCAUUGUUAUAUAAAUUAGUUUGGAAUGCAUAAUUCUCUAACAAGAUUUCCAGCCAUGCUUAUAGUAGUAUUUGGUAUUUGCUGUAACUAUAAUCCCUAAUUUGCAUUUAUGUUGAGUUGAAUAUGUUGUAAUGUUAACAUCUUUGCACAGAAUGACUAAAAUGUUGCUACUGAUACUUUAAAGAAUGUAGAGCAUGUCUUUUUAAUUAGCUUGACUGCAUAACUAAAAAGAGCAACAGAAAUGUGGUAAUUGUCACCCAGACCAGCAAUUCAUGUUGAAUUAUUUACUUUCAGCUACUGGGAAUCAUUUGCUUAAAUAGGAGUCAAGUAAGGGAGGAAAUAAGUAAGUAAAAAUUACUGGUAUUUAUAAUGAGUUUUUGGUCAGCUAGUGGUUAGCUUAUGCUGUAUUUAGAAUGCAUCUGUGAGACUAUAUUGUUUGUAAGAAAGUAUGAAUAAUGUUCAUUAGGAUAUUCCAUGCCCAGGAAACAUAUAGCCAUUAAUGGUGAGUGAGAUAAGAUUGUGCUCACAACAAAUGUAAGAUUCUGUUGUAUGUAUGAAAUAGUAUGAACUAAUGUUACUGUAUUACAAUGAUCUAUCUAAAUUUAUCCAGAAGGGAUUAUUCUCAUAAAUUAGACAAAUAAAAAAAGUAUUUAUGGUAAUUUAUAGUUGACUUCAAUUUCAUUAAGAAGAAUCUGUAAUAUAGAUAUUAAUGGUAUGAUCUAUUUACUACCUUGUUAUCUCCAGCCAUUGUGCCAGUGCCUUAUAAAGGAUGUCAUUGUUGUUAACCUUGUUGAUGGUUUUUUAAGGUUUUUAAUGGAUGUCCAAGGCAAUAAUAUAAACAAAAUAUUUUCA